UUCACCGGGGGAAGAGCCACUGUGUUAUGGGAGAGGAUUAAAACAAGUGUGUUUAAGAGUAAAAGAACGGCGGAAAGGUAGGAAGUGAGUUUUCUUAACUUGAUCUCGAGCGGAGGAUGAGGAGGAAUCACCGCUGUGCGUUUUCAUUCUGACUGGAAGGAUCUGUAAAAAAAACAAAACAAAAAAAACAAAACAAAUACAAAAACCUAAAAACACCCUCGCCAAUCUUCAUGUCCUGUCUCCUGUCAGUGCCGAGUCAAAAGAGGCUGUCUCCUGCGAGCGUGCCACGUCUUCACUGAGAGCCCUCCAAGCCACGACUGCUCCCUCCUGUCCCUGGGAGCUCAUAACCGACAGCCUCGCACGCCGUGCCGCUUCACUGGUUGGCAGCUCCUCUUUGACCUGAGCCAGGAUGAAUGACGUUCAGGAGGCCACCUCCCCGGCCACCAGCCUCAGUGGUCCAGCUACCUGCGUCUCCAAAGUGGAGCUGCGUGUGUCUUGCAAAGCUCUGCUGGACCGAGACACGCUGAAUAAGUCAGACCCCUGUGUCAUAAUCAUGGUACAGACCAACGGACAGUGGACAGAGCUGGACAGGACAGAAGUGAUCAAGAGCAACCUGCACCCGGUCUUUGCCAAGGUUUUCACAUUGGACUACUACUUUGAGGAGGUGCAGAAGCUGCGAUUUGAGGUCUACGACAUCCACGGCACUCACAGCAUCGGCACCCGCGACGAUGACUUUCUGGGUGGGGUGGAGUGCACUCUCGGCCAGAUCGUGGCCCAAAAGAAGAUGGUGAAGCCUUUAUUGCUGAAGUACGGGAAAUAUGCCGGCAAAUCCACCAUAACGGUGCACGCUGAGGAAAUAUCUGGCAACAACGGGUAUGUGGAGCUCUCCUUCUGUGCCAAGAAGCUUGAUGAUAAGGACCUCUUCAGCAAGUCAGACCCGUUUUUGGAAAUAUAUCGAAUCAACGACGAUGAAACCGAACAGCUUGUGCACAGAACUGAGGUGAUUAAAAACAACCUGAAUCCUGUGUGGGAGCCCUUCAAAGUGUCUCUCAUAUCCCUGUGCAGCUGCGACGAGGAGCGGAAGCUCAAGUGCCUAGUGUGGGAUUAUGACUCCAGAGGGAAGCAUGACUUCAUCGGCGAGUUCUACGCCACGUUCAGGGAAAUGCAGAAAAUUUCCAGUGGAAAUAAGGUGACGUGGGACUGUGUGAAUCCCAAGUACAAACAGAAGAAGAGAAAUUAUAAGAAUUCAGGAGUUGUCAUCCUCAGUGACCUUAAGCUCCACAGAGUGUACUCCUUCUUAGAUUACAUCAUGGGAGGAUGCCAGAUUCACUUUACGGUUGCUAUUGACUUCACAGCGUCCAAUGGGGAUCCCAGGAACAGCUGCUCAUUACACUACAUCAACCCUUACCAGCCCAACGAGUACCUGAAGGCUCUGAUAGCGGUGGGGGAGAUCUGUCAGGACUACGAUAGCGACAAAAGAUUUUCAGCGCUGGGGUUUGGUGCCAGAAUCCCUCCAAAUUAUGAGGUGUCUCACGACUUUGCCAUUAAUUUCAACCCAGAGGAUGAUGAAUGUGAAGAGAUCCAAGGAGUGGUUGAAGCAUACCAGAACUGCCUUCCAAAGAUCCAGUUGUAUGGCCCAACCAAUGUCUCUCCCAUCAUUAACAGAAUAGCCAAGCUGGCAGCAGGCGACGGCAACAUCAAAGAUGCUUCUAGAUACCACAUCCUGCUCAUCCUCACGGAUGGCGUGGUGACAGACAUGGCAGACACACGUGAAGCCAUUGUACGAGCCUCCUACCAGCCUCUCUCCAUAAUCAUUGUCGGCGUGGGCAAUGCAGACUUCACAGACAUGCAGAUUUUGGAUGGAGAUGAUGGAGUCCUACGAUCACCGAAGGGUGAACCCGUCCUCAGGGACAUCGUGCAGUUCGUGCCCUUCAGAGACUUCAAAACGGCCUCCCCUGCGGCGCUGGCCAAAUGUGUUCUGGCGGAGGUGCCCAAGCAAGUUGUCGAGUACUACAGCCACAAGGCCAUUUCCCCUAUGUGUCCUUUGAGGGAAUCACUGACCCCCAUCCUCACCCCGGUCGCCACCACCCCAACAGAAUAAGCACCCUCCUGACUCCUGCUACCGAGCUUUGACCGCAGCACCAGUCCGGCAAACUGAGAGAGAGAAAAGGACGCAUGCCUUGUGAUUUUGGACAAAGGACUGAAGAGAAAAUCUUUCUAAAUGUGAUGUUACCCAUUUAUUUCCCUUCCCCACUGCUAUCAAAGUGUUUACACAAGAAGGGUGCGAUGGAGACUGUGGGCUUUUUUUAUUUUCUCUGCUCAGUGUGGAUACAGCAUUUCUCCCUGGGUGUGCAAAUUGACCAUCCAGCUGUUUCAGCAUCAUGAAUCCAGGCAGAUUGUUUUUUCCCCCAUAGUUUUUAUGCAUGAAGGCCAAUCCCUCAGCGCUGAUCUCAACGAUUGGACGCACACUUGUUAUUCCUCACUGAUCAUGAAAUUCAGCACCUUUGACCUAAAUGUUUUCCUCGUCACAUCAUUUUCAAAGAUGUACUGCUCAUUGUACAGUAUGUUACAAUCAAAAUUAGAUUGCUCAACUUGAAUAAAAUUAAAUUCAGAUAUUAUAGAUGAAUCACUAGAAGAAGAGAUGCUGCAUUCAGACCUUCAAUCAUAUAUAUAUAUAUAUAUAUAUAUACAUAGAUAUAUAAGUCUGUCUGGCUGCAUGAUUGGCCUUAUUUUGGAUUAUGGUCAUUAAUUCCAGACAAUGGAACAGAUUAUUGGUAAAAUCACAAAUUCUGCAAUUGCUAGCACAAUAUAAAUGAUCUGUUAUGAUCUUUUUUCUUAAAUUAAAAAGUGCACCAGCAUGAACUAUGAAUGACACCAGCUCUACCUAGCAAAUGCAACAGCAAACAGUGCUGAGUAUGUUUGGCAGUUGGCAGGUGCAGGUCGAUGGGUUAGUGUAUUCUGUCUGAAAUGAUGAGCCGAAUAACAAUAAUGAGCUGAACCUUCAGUAAUUAAUUAGGCCCUCUUAAUGCCAGGUGAGAAAACAGCAGCAGUGGAAAAAACAUUUCUUACAUCUGAUGUGUCACCACUUCAGACCCUGUUCACCUCGUACAUUCGUGAAGCUGCAAGUGACUUAACUUCUGCGAUGUCCGCUACAGCUCGAGCUCUUCUUUAUGUGCUUUUUACAGUUACAUCAGGGAGGCAACGAGAGACAGAAAAUACAGCCAGGUCAUCAGGUUGAAGGAGGAGACCAGUUUGGGUUGCCGUGCAGCAACACGGUGUUGCACAGAGCUGCCUUCUUUGAGGUUAGGCGUGAACAAAACCCAAAUUACAUUUUUCUCCAAGACAAGAUGAAUGAUUGCACCGUGUUAUUUGGUCUUUUGUGAGCUGGAAGCAGUAUAAGGUGUGCAAAAUUAUGUGCUUCAUGUACGGCACAUCCUCUCCCCCCGAAUCGUUCGUUAUUGGUGUCAGCCCCUGAACCGGUUGUCGAGCAGGUAGCAUCCUUGAUGUUUCUGCAGCGUGUUUAUUUAUUUUUCCUUUUCCUGCUGCUUUUUUAUAUGCAAUGUAAUUCCACUCGAUGUUUCAUGAGUAAUUUAACUCUUGAGUACACGGCUGAAAGCACAAAGCCUAUCACAGGGAGUGCAGUGAGGUAAUGUUCAUAAAAACCCGCACUGGAAUGAUUAAAUUCACACUAGAAUUAGAUUCAAUCAGAAUGUUAAAACAUUAAAAAUUCACCAAAUUUCCUUUGACUAUUAAAACGUUUCUCACCAUGAAAUUGGUUUGAAUAGUUGGCUUAAUACCUGAACAAACUGCUCUGUGAAUGUUUUCGUUUUUCGAGUCACUCCUGCCUGAAGGAUCGCCGUUCACUUGAAAGGCUGCGUUGGAUUUUCAUGCUGUUCUAUUGAGCUUUGAUAUGUUGAAAAACAAACAAACAAACAAAAAAAACUUUAACCUUCACUUUCUCGUACAUCGGCGGGUUCUGUGUCAGAUUGUUGUCAUAGCUUUCAUAGCAAAGCCAGAAAAAGUCGUGUCAUGUGCUGGCCUCAAUGUUUUCCCAAAGAAAAAACGUGUUGAUGCGACAGAGGUUGAGGCACGACUGCUAACUGAAACAGAGUCUUCUAAGCAAAUAACACGUUAAUGUUUGAAUUGCUGAUUUUUGUGUGAAACUAUAUGAAUAAAGCUCUAACACUGUU
Acanthopagrus latus (yellowfin seabream) is the source of this 4190-nucleotide messenger RNA. It is a transcript of the gene cpne7, whose product is annotated as copine VII. Gene Ontology annotation, molecular function: calcium-dependent phospholipid binding. Lineage: Eukaryota; Metazoa; Chordata; Actinopteri; Spariformes; Sparidae. The coding region runs from base 410 to 2101 and encodes 563 amino acids. Gene Ontology annotation, cellular component: plasma membrane. Gene Ontology annotation, biological process: cellular response to calcium ion. The record is from RefSeq and is a predicted model, not a curated record. The transcript is spliced from 17 exons.